Oldenlandia corymbosa var. corymbosa is the source of this 450-nucleotide messenger RNA. The record is from the annotation of a GenBank genome assembly. Lineage: Eukaryota; Viridiplantae; Streptophyta; Magnoliopsida; Gentianales; Rubiaceae.
AUGGGAUGCGCGGACGGUUAUCUUAUCAUUGAUCGUAUGUUAGAUUUCUCGGAACUUGUUGAUAAGGUAUUAAGUGUGAUCGGAGUUGAUAGAGAAGGGCUUUAUAUUGAUUUUUCUUUGGUAUGGACGGAGAGGUCAGGAAAAAGGUAUCGUGUGCACAUUAAUGAUGAUAAUACUGUUCGGUUCAUUUAUCUUUGUGCUGAUAAAUGGCCAGAAUUGUACCCUGAAAAAGUUGAGAGAACAGACCAUGUUUAUGCAAGUACAUCUGGCCAGGAUAUUGGUGCCAGCACUAGUGGUGGUAGAACAGUUGAAGACAAUGAAGAUGGAGAUGAAGAUGGAGAUGAAGAUAAAGAUGAAGAUAAAGAUGAAGAUGCAGAUGAAGAUGAAGAUGUCGGGGGUGUCGAAAGCAGUGAUGAUGAGUACGUCCCAUCGGAUGAGGACUCGAGAUGA